AUGGACCAUAGCCGAGCGGAUUGUGGAUGGCAGAGAACCGACAGCGGCUUGAUGGAAAAGGUGAACUGGGUCCUGAUUUACAACUACAACGGCUCCGAUUGGGAGAUCCCUGGUCGUGUUCGAUACGACGCCGAGCGGCAAGCCAAAGGGUACAGCUUGAUCACCUAUGAAGACGGAGACUGGCUCGUCAGCCAACAUGAGAGGAAUUACACCGUCACCUUUGAGUUUGUCAGCGACAACAAACCUGCUGCGAUUGAUCGUCCUUCCUUUGCAGGAGGGAGGAUCGACCAGUUCACAUCUUGGGGUCCAACCCUGGAUGCGCGCAUGGUUCCCCAAAUCUCCGCACCAGGCUCAGGCAGUUGGGCGACUCUUUCGGGAACCAGUAUGGCCACUCCUUACAUAUCUGGUGUUGCUGCUCUGUUCUUCUCAUCCCGCGGUGGACGAGCUGCCCUCGGGGACGGUGGUGCCAAGCUGGCUCAUGAGGCCAUUGUUGCCAGCGGCAAACCGAUUCGUCAUUACGACGGCACUGACAACCUCGCAUCCGUGAUUCAUCAGGGAGCAGGUUUGGUUGAUGCCUUCAAAGUUGUGGGUUACUCGACCCUCGUAAGCCCAGCAGUGCUCAACCUCAACGACACGGAGCAUUUCCAGGGUACUCAAAGCGUACAGAUCACCAACUCUGGUGAUGAGCCUGCGACGUACCAGUUCACUCACGAAGCUGGGAUUACUGCCCUCACCAAGAGUGCCGGAACUGCUUGGGUAUCUGUAUCUCCUCCAUACGUCUCCGGGGACGGAAAUACUGCCACGGUCAUAUUCUCGCCUGCCGAGCUCACCUUGGGUCCUGGUGAAAGCGGUUCUGUUUCUGUUACUUUUACUGAGCCAUCUUCACCUGAUGCUAGCACUCUUCCAGUUUACGGAGGGUCAAUUGUGGUUGCUGGCUCUCAGGGAGAAGUGGUACGAGUGUCUUACAUGGGAAUCAAGGGCUCUCUGUAUGCCAGUGAUGUCUGGGAGAUGGAGCGAGGUGUUCCUCUGCUACUCAGCGGAUAUGGCGGCCUCAUGGAGGAGGGCCACAACUACACAUUUGAGGAAGGUGGCGAUGUUCCGCAGCCGUAUUUCAAUGUCCUUUGGUCAACUCAAGAAAUCAGCUUCGACUAUGUCGCGCGCGACUGGAAUGAGACAGACUGGGCCUACCCAGCAGUCCCUGGGCAGGCCAAAUACCUUGGUUCCUUCAUCACAGUUCCCCAAGGGCUUUCGGACUCUAUCACCUCCUUCCCUCUGAGGAAUUACCCGCGAAACGGUGGUGGUGUCUAUGCCCCUCCACAGAAUGUUUUCGCUCAUGGAGGUGAUAUACCUGCUGGCGAGUACCGCAUUCUCUGUCGCGCACUCCGUACCUUCGGUGAUCCCAACAACUUGAACGACUGGCAAUACAAGGUCUCACCGUGGUUCCGCAUCACUAGGGAGAAGCCGCCUGUCACUGCGACUCCCACGACAGCGGAGGCCACUCCGGCCCCAACGACCUCUUCCGUCAGUUUGCCGGAGCCAUGCGCCGCAACUUCCACACCAGUCAGCAUCGAAGCAACCCUUGCUUCCGGCGAAGGUCCUUACAACUUAUACCUCUACGCUGACUUUGCUUCGAUCGAUCUGACGGGAUCUCAAACCCCGAUGAACUUCUCCAUCACCAACGGCACUCAAGUCCAGACUUGGUUCAACUCCUCUUGGAGGUUCCUCUCUGUGCAUACCAACACCAACAGUUUGAUCUACGUGUACGCGUCGAGCCGUGUGACUGGCGCCUUUUCUUUCCUCGGAUGCACCGUCACAGAUGGUGUCUUGGGCUGCGAAUCUAACGGCAAGUCUGCGCUCUACGUUUGCGACAGCACCACUGGACUUUUGCGUCACGGAACUCAGCCUCUUGAUGGAUACGACGACUUCUGUUACUGCUACGGAAAUAACAGCGGCGCCGACUACUUUUUCGACUGCAGUCGCCUCGGUCUCAUUGUCUUGACUUGGAUUUGA
Colletotrichum fioriniae is the source of this 2010-nucleotide messenger RNA. RefSeq lists its product as uncharacterized. Lineage: Eukaryota; Fungi; Ascomycota; Sordariomycetes; Glomerellales; Glomerellaceae. Gene Ontology annotation, molecular function: serine-type endopeptidase activity. Gene Ontology annotation, biological process: proteolysis. The record is from RefSeq and is a predicted model, not a curated record. Gene Ontology annotation, cellular component: cell wall; membrane.